AUACAUGUGAUUGUGUAAUCUGUCAGUUGAUGAAGUGUAACAGAUUAUUUAUUAUUCAUGUAUCAUGUAGGAUAAUUAAGAUAAUCAGUUGACUUCUAAUACACAAAUCAGUUAUUGUGUGUGUAUGAUGACAAAAUGGCUAAUACUGCUUUACUGGUCUUGACAAAUCCUUUAAAAAUUGGAAAAAUUUUACCGGUAAUUAAAAAACAACAUGUUUUAAAAAUUUUAUAUAUUAAAUAUCUUCCUGAGUUAAAAAAUGAUGCUACUAAGAAUAAAUAUUUAAUAUCUUCUCAUUUGCCACAUAAAAACCGUACUAGUUUGCAUUUUCAAAUAGUAGCUAAUACAUAUGCUUUAGCAACAAAAUUUUUGCCUAAAGUUGAUGUUAGAGUACUAAUUUGUAAUUCUAAAAAGAAUCAUUCAAUAAUUGAGACUAAAAAGCCUAUUGAACUAGUCAUUUUCGACAAAGCAUAUACCAAUGAUGAUGCUAAAAUUUUCAUCCUAGACCAUGUGACAAAUUCUUCACAACCAUCUCCUAAUUUUGUAUCAAUUGCAACUAAUAAUGAAAUAGACAAUUCAAGUGAUGAUCAAUAUCAAGAAGAACAAAAUCAAACUGCCUUAAAAACUUACAAAAGUGUUGUCUUAGGUGGAACAUUUGAUAGACUUCAUAAUGGUCAUAAAAUUUUAUUAACCAAAGCCGUAUUUCAUGCUACAGAAAAAGUAACCGUUGGUGUAACUGACAGUGUGUUAAUUGUUAAUAAAAUUCUUUGGGAAUUGAUAGAACCUUGUGAACGAAGAAUUGAUGCAGUAAAAAACUUUCUUCAAGACAUAGAUUCAUCUUUGAGUUAUGAUGUUGUACCAAUAAAUGACAUUUAUGGACCUACUCAGUAUGAUCCUACAUUUGAAAUGAUUGUAGUCAGUGAAGAAACUCAGAGAGGUGGUCAAAAAAUUAAUGAAUUACGAUCACAAAAAGGCUUAAAUAUUUUAGAUAUUGAAGUUGUUAAACUUGUACACGAAGAAAUUGAAAAUUUUAAUCGUAACGAAAAUGAGGAAUUAAAAAUUAGUUCAUCCAAUUCUAGAAUACGAUUACUUGGUACUAGACUGAAAACACCAGAUAUCUCUAAAAAACCGUUGAGGCCUUAUAUUAUUGGAUUGACAGGUGGUAUAGCUAGUGGAAAGUCUUCUGUAGCAGCAAAACUAGAAUCUCUUGGUGCUGGAGUAGUAUACUGUGACAAAAUAGCACAUGAAUUGUACGAACCUGGUAAAAAAUGUUUCAAUCUUGUUGUACAAUGUUUUGGUAAUGAAAUAUUAACUGAAGACGGCCGAAUAAAUCGAAAAGCUUUAGGAGAUAUUGUUUUUAAAGAUAAAAAAAAACUUGACCAAUUAAAUCAAGCUGUUUGGCCAGCAAUUCUUGAUACUGCUUUGAAUCAAGUUCAACAGCUGCAAGCUCAAAAUAAAGAAAUUAUUAUAAUGGAGGCAGCUGUUCUUAUUCAAGCUAAAUGGCAACAUAUUUGUCAUGAAAUUUGGACUUGUAUUAUUCCACAUAAUGAAGCUAUAAAAAGAUUAGUAGAAAGGAAUAAUUUAAGUGUUGAAGAAGCAGAACUAAGAAUAAAAGCUCAACCAAGCAAUAUUGAACAAGUAAAUGAAGCCACUGUCGUGUUAUCUACACUUUGGAGUCACGAAAUAACACUCAAACAAGUGCAAAAGGCUUGGGAUUUAUUAAAAAAAUUUCUAUCUGAACAUUCAACUAACUAAUUUUUGUUUAAUAAAAUUGAAUCCAUAUUAA
Chelonus insularis is the source of this 1783-nucleotide messenger RNA. It is a transcript of the gene Ppat-Dpck, whose product is annotated as Bifunctional Phosphopantetheine adenylyltransferase - Dephospho-CoA kinase. Gene Ontology annotation, biological process: coenzyme A biosynthetic process. NCBI's taxonomy places the organism in Eukaryota, Metazoa, Arthropoda, Insecta, Hymenoptera, Braconidae. The record is from RefSeq and is a predicted model, not a curated record. Gene Ontology annotation, molecular function: dephospho-CoA kinase activity; ATP binding. Bases 136 to 1752 code for a protein of 538 amino acids. The transcript is spliced from 4 exons.